Molecule: messenger RNA, 795 nt
Organism: Merops nubicus (carmine bee-eater)
Lineage: Eukaryota; Metazoa; Chordata; Aves; Coraciiformes; Meropidae
Product: glutamine--fructose-6-phosphate aminotransferase [isomerizing] 1-like
Exons: 8
Biological process (GO): protein N-linked glycosylation; fructose 6-phosphate metabolic process; UDP-N-acetylglucosamine metabolic process
Molecular function (GO): L-glutamine:D-fructose-6-phosphate transaminase (isomerizing) activity; carbohydrate derivative binding
Source: RefSeq, a predicted model, not a curated record
GAGAGCAAGGGCUACGACUUUGAGUCGGAGACGGACACGGAGAGCAUCGCCAAGCUGGUCAAGUACAUGUACGACAACCGGGAGAGCGACGACAUCAGCUUCACCACGCUGGUGGAGAGGGUCAUCCAGCAACUGGAAGGUGCUUUUGCCCUCGUGUUCAAAAGUGUUCAUUAUCCUGGCCAGGCUGUUGGUACCAGACGGGGCAGCCCCCUGCUCAUCGGAGUGCGGAGCGAGCACAAGCUCUCCACCGACCACAUCCCCAUCCUCUACCGGACGGCUGUACAAUCUAUGGAUCAUUCUUUUGAUGGAAUAUCCAUAAAAAUGGAGGAAGGGAAGGACAAGAAGGGCAGCUGCAGCCUGGCCCGGGUGGACAGCACCACCUGCCUCUUCCCCGUGGAGGAGAAGGCUGUGGAGUACUACUUUGCUUCAGAUGCCAGUGCUGUCAUCGAGCACACCAACAGGGUGAUCUUCCUGGAGGACGACGACGUGGCAGCCGUGGUGGACGGGCGCCUCUCCAUCCACCGCAUUAAGCGCACGGCCGGCGACCACCCGGGGCGUGCUGUCCAAACCCUGCAGAUGGAGCUUCAGCAAAUCAUGAAGGGUAACUUCAGCUCAUUUAUGCAGAAGGAAAUUUUUGAACAGCCAGAAUCUGUCGUUAAUACGAUGAGAGGAAGGGUCAACUUUGAUGACUACACUGUAAAUCUUGGUGGGCUGAAGGAUCACAUCAAGGAGAUCCAGCGGUGCCGCCGUCUGAUCCUCAUUGCCUGUGGGACGAGUUACCACGCUGGCGUCGCG